AUGCGCUUCCUCUGUCUACACGGUGGUAGCACCAACAGCGAGAUCUUCGAAAUCCAAACCGGAGGCCUACGCCAACAACUCGAAAAGAAUGGCCACCGCUUCAAAUUCAUGAACGGCAAACACGAUGCCCAAGUGGAAGAAGAACUCGAAGGCGUAGUUGAUGGCCCCUUCUACAACCACUACCCCAGAGGCGACAACCCCCCAGCCUCAACAAUCCAAGAAGCAUACGACCACACAAUGCAAUUUAUAACAGAACAAGGCCCCUUCGACGCAGUAAUGGGCUUCAGCCAAGGCGCAGCAUUGGCCGCCUCACUGAUAAUCAACCACAGCAAGAAAAACCCAACCAGCGCGCCGUUGUUCCGGGCCGCGGUGUUCAUUUGCGGUGCGGCGCCGUGGGACAGUGCUGGUAUGGAGCAUAUCCUGCCGCGGCCGGAUACAUAUCCGAUUAAGAUUCCCACGGCGAAUAUUGUUGGCAAGCUGGAUUCGCUUUAUGGGGAGGGUGUGCGGUUGUUUGAAUUGUGUGAGCCUGCAAAUGCGGCUUUCUUUGAUCAUGGGUCUAAGCAUAUGGUUCCUUUUGAUUUGAGGAAUACUGAGGAGAUGGUGCGGGUUGUUGAGGAGACGGUUAAGAAGGCUAUGCGGGGCUAG
Molecule: messenger RNA, 645 nt
Organism: Penicillium antarcticum
Lineage: Eukaryota; Fungi; Ascomycota; Eurotiomycetes; Eurotiales; Aspergillaceae
Exons: 3
Coding region: 1-645 (214 amino acids)
Cellular component (GO): cytoplasm; nucleus
Source: RefSeq, a predicted model, not a curated record